CAACAAUUCCCACGCCCGCUUGGUACACAUUGUUGUGCAAUUGUUGGUCCCGCAACUUUUUUUGAAUUUUGAACCGGACGAUGUACAUUUGAAUAUCUGCAUUUUUCUUUUCUUUUUCUCGGGUAUUUGGGUCCACAGCCACGCCCACGCAGCAACGAGCUAGAAUUCACCGUAAUUGCUUCAUCCCCUUCAUAAUUCCACUUAUAAUCUCUUUUUUUCUCUGCUGAGUGUCCGACCCGUCCCUCACCAUGUCGGAACGCUAUUCGCUACGGCAGACUCCCAAGUAUAUAUCACUUUCUUCUUCCUCACCUUCACCUACUGACCGCUCUCAGAAAGACAGAACACCCUGGUCUGGUCCCGACCCCAGGAACACGUCAACCCUCCCGGCGCAAGUCCCAGUUCCCCAUUAAAGAAGAAGAAGACGACGACGAUUCUUCUGCCACAGACACUUCAUCGAGGCGUAGUACAUCAACAACCCAGUGGAAAUCCCAGAGAAAAGUCAGGCUGGUUGAGACAGCAGCAAUGAACGGAUCUACGUCCGCAGUCGAAGGGGCAUCCGAUAUCCUGAUCGAUGCCUUGAAUGGUAGCGGUAGCAACGGGUCCGCAGCAUACGCCACCAUGAAUGGGAUACGCAAUGGCGUUGCAAAGAGCGCCGCCAAUGGCAAGCCUGCGAAGACGAACACGAUGCAGAGGGGGCGCGUUAUUGACGGUUGGGAGGUUGGAAAGGAUCCCAAAAUCGAUUACUCACCACAUUUCGAUUUCGGAGGGUCUUUUGGUGUUGUGGCUAUGAUGAUAUGCUUCCCUUUACUCAUGUGGUACAUGUGGGUUGGCGCAACUUUCUAUGAUGGCAAAUUCCCAACUCCGGCCCCUGGACAGAGCUUCGUGGAUUUCCUAAAGCAUGUGGGCAACCUUGUUUACAAAGAGGCGUUUCCUUCGCCUUACGCUUGGGCCAUUUUCUGGACUUUCUUCGUUUUCGAGGGGUUGUGCUAUUGUCUUCUUCCUGGCGUCUAUACGUAUGGAAAACCUCUUGCCCAUGAAGGUGGCAAACAACUGAAGUAUUACUGUUCCGGAGUUUGGUCCUUUUACACCACUUUUGCUCUCCUCGGAGCGCUUCACUACUUCAAUAUCUUCAAGAUAUAUACCCUCGUCGAUGAGUUUGGACCCAUCAUGUCUGUAGCAAUCUGCUCCGGGUUUUUGGUAUCCAUCAUCGCAUACUUUUCUGCUAUAGCCCGAGGAGCGCAACACCGAAUGACUGGAUACUUUUUCUACGACUUCUUCAUGGGUGCCGAAUUGAACCCUCGUAUGUUUGGAGUUUUGGACUUCAAGAUGUUCUUCGAAGUGCGUUUACCGUGGUAUAUUCUCUUGGCAUUGACUUGCGGGACCGCAGCUCGUCAAUAUGAGGAGUACGGAUAUGUCUCAGCAGAAGUUUGCUUCCUCCUAAUGGCUCAUUUCUUGUAUGCCAAUGCUUGCUCUAAAGGAGAAGAGUGCAUUCCUACAACUUGGUAAGUGGUAAUCCUUUUUUUCAUGUUGUGAUCACCUCUUGAUUAUUCUAGGGAUAUUUACUAUGAGAAAUGGGGAUUCAUGCUCAUCUUUUGGAACAUUGCUGGUGUUCCUCUGAGUUAUUGCCACUGCACCCUGUACCUUGCUAAUCACGACCCUUCAACUUAUCAAUGGAACCGCUACGUGAUGGCUGCACUUUUCACCUCUUACUUAUUCGUGUACUGGAUUUGGGAUACCACAAAUUCACAGAAGAAUCGCUUCAGAGCAGGAGAACGUGGUGCCAUGCUUGAGCGCAAAACAUUUCCCCAACUCCCUUGGCAAACUGUCAAAAACCCGCGCACCAUUAAGACCAAAACUGGAGACUCGAUUCUUGUUGACGGAUGGUAUGGAUAUGCUCGAAAGAUUCACUACACUUGUGACCUCUACUUUGCCCUUACCUGGGGCCUGGUCACUGGAUUCAACAGCCCGUUUCCUUGGUUUUAUCCGUUCUUCUUCUCCUGCAUGAUUGUGCAUCGUGCUUACCGAGAUAUCGAAAGAUGCAAGGCCAAGUAUGGAGAAAGCUGGGACGAAUACACUCGUUUAGUCCCUUAUCUUUUCAUCCCGGUAGGUCAUGCUUGUGUAAGAUGGUGUUUCUCUGUGCUAACGCUGUCAUCAGUAUGUCAUUUAAUGCAUUGGAUACAUAACCAACCAAUCCUGGAUACCCAGAUUCGAUUCACAACCAGGGCAUCUAGUAACCCAGCUUCAUGGGUAGUACUCAAAUGCCUUGUGUUCAUGC
This is a messenger RNA of Hymenoscyphus albidus, 2275 nucleotides long. The record is from the annotation of a GenBank genome assembly. NCBI's taxonomy places the organism in Eukaryota, Fungi, Ascomycota, Leotiomycetes, Helotiales, Helotiaceae.